Molecule: messenger RNA, 6072 nt
Organism: Polistes dominula (European paper wasp)
Lineage: Eukaryota; Metazoa; Arthropoda; Insecta; Hymenoptera; Vespidae
Biological process (GO): microtubule-based movement
Molecular function (GO): microtubule binding; microtubule motor activity; ATP binding
Source: RefSeq, a predicted model, not a curated record
ACAAUUGUCAUCCAUUAACAACAAUAGUUAAAUGAACUUAAACGAGUUUACAAUGUGAAUGAAUGACAAUUAGUGUAUUAUUAAACGUGCACUUGGGCAAUAUGGCUAACAUUAAAGUGGCAGUUCGUGUUAGACCAAUCUCAUCAAUUAGGUGAGUGUACUUAAUACGAUUUUAUUUGACAAUUAAUUCAAAUGAUAAUUAAUUGAUAUAAGUUUAAGUGUCAGAUUGAAGUAUCGUACUUAAAAAAAAAAGUCAAAGGAAAAACAGGAUGUCAUUAUACUUAAACACAGAUGCAGAAUAACAUACGGCUGUCUCCUGGUGUCUUUAUGAGGAGUGUGUUUUCGUUUCUAUACUUAGACGAGUCAGAGAGACAGAGAUGGUUGUUAAAUGUGGUUGAAGAUAAAUAAAGAACAAUAUAAAAUAAAAUCUUUAAUGAUCAAUUUUCAUCAUCRUCAAAUAGUAAUUAGAAGAAAUCGAUCAUGAUUGGUUAAAAAUAAAAUAAUGAAAUUAAUUACGAACGUAUUUGAUUGCUAUUAAUUGAGUUCAGUAUUCUUGGAAGGAUUAACACAUCACGUUGCUCACACGUUGGAAACGUUAAUGUCAUACGUUGAGGGUGGUACAAAAGCAAGAAAAACAGCAGCCACGUUACAAAAUUCAAACAGUAGUCGUAGUCACGCAUUGCUCACAAUUCUUCUUAAUCCAGAAACAACAACAACAACAUCAACAACAACAACAACAACAACGACAACUACGACUAGAAAUAACGAUAGAAAAUAUGAUGACGCGUUAUCAUUUAGACGCAACGACGUCAUACUUCCUAAUAACAGCAGUAAACUGCAUUUGGUCGAUCUAGCCGGUAGUGAAAAUGCUCAAAGGUGUGACGGUGUGCAUCGUUUAAAAGAGGGUGCAAAUAUUAAUAAAAGUUUGGUAGCCUUGGGAAAUGUUAUUUCAGCUUUAACAGGAAAAGUCUCGGGUGCUAGUGGUUCUAGUAAAAGGUAUAUCCCUUAUAGAGAUUCUUCCCUUACUUGGCUUUUGAAGGACGCACUCGGUGGAAAUGCUACCACCAUUAUGCUCGCAACGGUAUCACCAGCAAGUGAAAAUUACAACGAAACCGCGCAUACAUUACGAUUCGCACAAAGGGCGCACAAUGUGGUCAAUAAACCCAUGGUCAAUGAAGAUCCCAUGGCAAAAACAAUUCGAGAAUUAAAGGCUGAAAUAACUAGAUUGAAAUCAUUGUUAUUGGAAAAGAACAUCGAGCCGGAUAAUAAAACAUUGCAGGAUGAAUUGGAACUUAAAGAUUUGGAAAAAAAGAAGAAAAAUGAUUCAUCGAAUAAUAGCGUGCAAGAAAAUAAACAACAAAUCGAAAUCAAUCGUCAAAUAGAAUAUAAAAAUGAAGAUGAUGAUAGUAACAGUGGUGUUUGUGUUGUUAGUAGUGGUGGUAAUAGCAACAGUGGAAUUCUUACUUUAGUCAGACGGGUAAAUUCAACUGAAAAUUUAACAAGUCACGAUAGUGCCAUUGUAAAAUCUAUCAGAAAAUUUGGUUCGUACGAAUGUCUCGAUCAUAAAACAACAACAGCAACAACCGAAACAACUACUACUUUAACUGGUUACAGUUAUAAUCGUGCAGAAGUUUCCGAAUUGGAAGAUGAUGAAAAUGAUUUUAUUGGUGAAAUUAACGAAACUGUAUUUGUCGACAUUCCAACACUUGUCGCUGUAUUAAUAAAACCAGAUAAUAGUUUUAACGAAAGAUCAUCUCAUCAACAAAUUGAAGAAAUAUGUUCAGAUGAAAUACAAGAAUAUCCAAUAGAAACAGAUUUUAUUGAUAACAAUAACGUACGUGAUAUUUGUGAAAAUCUUACGAGAACAAAUAUUACCAAUGAUCGUUCUUACGAAGAUGAAUAUAAUCAUCAUUUUAAUUUAGUUGAUUUAAACGAUGAGAUCAAUGAUACUCCAUCGACAAAAAUUAUUCAAUCGAGUAGAAAAGAAAAAUCGAAAUUUCGUAAACAAGAUUCGAUCAAUAUUGCAACACCAUCAUCAACAACAACAACAACAACAACAACAACAUCUACAAAUUUGUAUAUGUCAAAAAAAUUUGGUUCUGUUGAAAUAAUACAAAAGAGACCUAACAAUUUAUCAACAUAUUUAGAAAGAUCCAAUACAAAUUUGGAAAAACGAUCUAAUGAUAAAAUUAACGAGGAAAAUCAAUGUAUAGAUAAAAGAAAAUUAGAUGAUACUAAAAGUGACAUUUAUACGAAUUUAUGGAAAGAUAAUAAUAAUAAAUCUGACAGUAGGGAUCAUUUACAAAGAACUAAUAGUAAUGAGUUUGAAAAAAAUUCAAAGGAUACAUCAUCGAUGAUAAGUCUUAUCAAUAAGAUCAAAAAUAAUGCGAGAAAACCAAGUUUAGAAAGUUUGAAAAGGAAAACAAGUAAGGACAGUAGUUCGAGUAGUUCGAAAGAUGAACAAAUAUUGAUUUCUAGUUUGACGAAUGACAAAGUACUAAGAAGAAAGGAUUCGAUAGAUCAUAGUUUGUCUAUGAGAGCUCAUACACCUGUACAAAAAGUAAAAAGAGCAGAAAUUGUGGCUGCUGUUACAGAAAGAUUAUAUUCAAGUAGAAAACAGGUGGAAGAAAUGACAACUGUGACAGGACCUGCAUCAACUUCGGUUUCGGGAAUUCGUUCACCUCCUGAAGGAACGGAUGUUAGAUUAACAAAUUCUGCAGCAUUGACGACUAAAUCGAAACUUCAAGAAAUAUCGAGAAAAAUGUUAGCAAAACGACGUCGUGUUAACGUUGACACACAAACUGAACAAAAUCAAACGAUUCGUAUGAAAGAUUCGUCAUCUUUGACUGAUGAAACUAAAAUAGUUUGUCAAGAUGUAGGUGUAUUGACCGAUGAACAUAACAAUUGUCAUCAUCAAACAAUCACAGACAACAGAUUACCUGUCAUUAGAGUCAAAGAAAUUGCAACGUUAACUGACAAAUUGAAAAAUAAAAUCAUGGAAUCUAAAGAUGCUGAAUGUUUGGUUAAUGAUCUUAAUUUUUACGAAUACGGUGUUAAUUUUGUAAAUAAUUCAACAUUGUUAUUGGAUGAUACGAGAACUUAUGUUAAUCAAAUGUCUAACACGGAUAUUUCUGAAUUAUGUUUAACUAAUGAUCAAAAGGUUGAUCGUUUUGAUAAAUCAACGAAUACAGUGAUUGCUCCUGUUGCAAACAAUUCUGUCGUUCAAACACAAACGCCAUUGCAACGACCAGUUGUAGAAGAAAAAACAACGCAAUAUUUAGAAGAAAAUUGUAAUGUUAUAAAAGAAUCAAAUCCUAUGACAACAACUGUUGAACAGAAAUCAGAAAGAAACAUUAUUUCCAUGUGUUUACCUGAUACAAUAAAUAUAACUAUUGAAAGUUCCAAUUUGUUAGAAUCCAAUAUUGUUAUAACAGACAAUACUUUAGAUAAGACAGGUAUCACGGAUAAGAAAGAUAUAUCUUAUUUAAAAGAUAACGAAUGUCAAACUGAAAAUAAAAAUAUCAAACAGGAUGAUAAGAGUAACAAUGAUUGUUAUAUUAAGGAAUUUACAACAAAAUCAAGUGUUAGUCAAACGGAUAACAAAUCAUUUAGAAUUGAAAAUAUCUUUGAUGAUCCUAAAAAUAAUAAUAUCUCAAAGAUGCGUAAUCAAACAGAAGAUACAUUGAAUAAAUCUAAAAAUACAGUUAAAAAAGCAUCGGUUACUUUUACCAAUUCUUUGGGUACUUCAUUCAUUCCAGAUACAAAAGAAUCUGCUACUGACAUGAACAAAAGACAAAUUUAUGCUCUACAAAGUGGUCAAUCGUUUACACAAAAUAAAAGCAUCAGAGAAACGUUUAUUACGAAAAAAUAUAAUAACAAUAGAUUAGCUACAGAUGUUUGGAAAAAUUGGAUGAUUUCGUUUCCUUCAACAUCUUCCUGGCAACAUCCGAGAAAUGUUUUAUCAGUUAAUGGGUUGACAUUUGCAUGGAACAAUAGUUUGAAUAAUGAUUGUGCUACAAUCGUUGGUACUGCAAAUUUUAAAAAUACUUUAGAAGAAUCUAACAUUAAUUCUAAUGUUUUUCUUCCUAAUAAUAAUAAUAAUAAUAAUAAUAAUAAUAAAAACGAAGUUACAGAUUUAAAAUCACCAUCUUUGAUCAACAAAAUAACAGAUUCGAAGAGAUUACACGAACAUGAUUAUAAUUUUUCUGACGACAGUCUUGAUUAUAAUGAAGAAAAUCUAAUAUCUAAUUCUAAUAAUGUAAAUAUGGAAACUAAUGAGGAAAAUGAAACGUUUGAAAAUAUUUGUCAACCUGACGUGGUAGCACAAACGAAAAAAGAAAAUUUAACAACCUCGUUAGGAAAUUCGUGUGACAAUAAUGUCGAACAUUCUAAUCAUUUUGAAGACGAUCAGACGAUUGAAUUCCCCAAAAAAAUACCAACCGAACCAAUGGAUGAUUCUUCCAUCUCUGUUCAUGACAAUAAAUCAUUGAUUUUAGGUCAACGUUCAAUGAACGUUGAUAAUUUGCAAGAAGAACGAACUAAUUUGGAAGAAAAUUCAUCAAAUUUUGUUAAAAAUUCUUACAAGAAAAAAGUUACAUUUAUGGAUAACAAAAGUUCAAAAGAAUGUCAUAAUAAUGAUAAACCAAAAGAAUUAAAUUCAUUGAAUCAAAGUAAUAAAAGUUUGUUCAAAUUUGUUGUUAAAAAUAAAACUCAUGUACAAAAUGAUAACAACGAUGAUUCUUCGAAUUAUUUAUUGAAUAAUGUUGAAAAUAAUUGCAAUGAUUCUGACAGUGGUGAAGAAGAAGAAGAAGAAGAAGAAGAAGAAGAAGAAGAAGAAGUUGACAAAGAGGAAAAUUGCGUUGUUAAAUUGAAAAGAAAAAUAUUACAAGAAUACGUCAAUGAGGCAACCAUUUUUAUGCGUAAUAUGAAUUCUUUAAAUGAAUGUAUAAAUAUGGCAAAUAUUUGUGAUAAACCUCGUAGACAAGAAAAAAAACGAGCAACAAAUUAUCAACAAUGUUUACCUCAUUUUCGAAAUGAACACAAAAUUGUACCAUUAAAAUAUAACAAAGGUAAUAAUGAUAAUAGUAAUGAAUUGUUAUUAGAAGAAAAUGACCUAAAAUUACAAACAGAAUCGUUUAAAAAAUGUUUAGAAGGUAUUGAAAGAUUAGAAAAUUGUAUAGAAAAAACAAAUAAACAUAACGAGUAUCUUCGUGAAAAAUAUGGCAUAGUAGUUGAAUCUACUGGCGCUAAAUUAGGUUUAGCGAGCACUAGUAUAGAUUCUAGUCAAAAUUCUAACAUAAUAUCUUCUAAUAUAAUUCAAAGAGAUAGAAAUUUACAAGAAAAAGAAACAAUACAUUCGGAAACAUUAGAAAAUUUCGUACCUUCGAACAAGAUUUCUCACAAAGAUUCUUUCAUGUCGAAAUUUAUUGAACAUCCGUAUGAUCAAUUAAGAAUUUAUGAUGAUUUUUAUGAUACGAAUAAUGAAGAAAUGUUUGAUAUAAAAAGUAAAAUUGAAAGGAAACGUACUACUACUAAUCGUAUAAUGAACAACGAUUAUCCUUCAUCUUGUCAUUGUCAUACAAAAAGUAUAUCUUAUCGAAAAGAAAAACAUUUUCAAAAAAGUACAUGUAAACUUUAUCAUUUUUAUGACGAUAGAACAAUAAAAAACGUACCACUCGAUGAUACGUUAAUAAGACCGGAAGAUGAACAUUUAGAAUUAUCGAGUAGCAUUUUAAUGAAACCUAUCAAGUAUUAUGAAAGUUUAGAAAAAUCAAUCGGAGAUAAUGAAUUUCCAAGAUUAAUAUCUAAUACAUUAUUGAAAUGUACCAAAAAUGAAACACCCAAUUUUGUUAAUUCAAGAAUAUUUCAUCGAUCAACUACCAUUACCGAUACCAAACCUUAUUCUCGUGAAAGGUGGAGAUAUCGUUUUGAAAGUCCAAGAGCUAAAUUUUUAGAAUUGUUACACGAAAGACGACGAAUCGUUGAAAACAGUAGAGAUGUUACAUUUUAAAAAGUCAUCUUCUUCAUCAUAAAAAUAUGUAAAUUAUAAAUUCAUUUUCCCCCCCCCCUAUA